Messenger RNA from Gigantopelta aegis, 3800 nucleotides. RefSeq lists its product as uncharacterized. Lineage: Eukaryota; Metazoa; Mollusca; Gastropoda; Neomphalida; Peltospiridae. The transcript is spliced from 17 exons. The record is from RefSeq and is a predicted model, not a curated record. The coding region runs from base 1183 to 3012 and encodes 609 amino acids.
UCAAAAGAAAAUAAUACAUGUAUUUGUUUAAAAACAUCUUCACAACAAAAGCUGUUUAGUAUCUAACAUAUGAUUAUUUUGACACCUACAUGUAUAGUCAAAAUGGAGAGGAAACCUGUUUUCACCUUAAACUGUACUCAUACUGUGGAAAACAGCAAGGGAUCUUUUAUGUGUGUGUUUUUUAUGGAAGUUGUGAAUUCUUCGUUUUAUUGACUCGUCUUUGCGAGUAUUACAUGCAAUUUAUAUACAAGUGUGGAACCUGGAUUUUCAGAUGGGAUAUUUAGUAUUGAUGUAUUUCCUGUUUGUAGAUUGAUUUCAUUGAUAUGCACAUGCAUAGAUUACAGUGUGGUAUAUGCUUCAGAACAUUAAAGGAAAGGAAUGUUGAUUGAAAGAAAGGAAUAUUUAAUGUUACCUCAUGAAAUUAAAAUUGCAGCUGUCUGUUGUCAAACAGUACUAUUUGGAUACUAUCUGCAUGUGUAUAUAUACACAGCUGGAGAGAAAAACACAGCUGGCUUUGUUCCACAUAGGCUAGUUAUUUCUGAAUAGCAGCAUGAACUCCUUUGGACUGUUUGUUCAAUGACACCCCAGCACAUUGCUUAAUAACAUAGUUAUGAAAAUUGCAAGCAGUAAUAUUAGUUUUGUAGAACUAUAUGCUUUACAAAGGUUUACUUAUAUAAAGUGAACAGUGAAGAGUUUAACUAUUAGAACUGGAAAAGUGUGGAACUAUAUGCUGCUUUACAAACGUUUAGUUCUAUAAAGUGAAUUAACAGUGAAACAUUUAAUUAUUUAAGUUUAUUAUAUAAGUUCAGUUAUAUAAAGUAAACAGCGAAACUUUAACUAUUAGAACUGGAAAAAUGUUGAACUAUAUACUGCAUUACAAUGGUUUAGUUGUGUAAAAUGAACAGUGAAACUUUUAACUGUUAGAAUGGGAAAAAGUGUGGAACUAUAUACUGCUUUACAAAGUUUAGUUAUAUAAAGUAAACAGCGAAACUUUAACUAUUAGAACUGGAAAAAUGUUGAACUAUAUACUGCAUUACAAUGGUUUAGUUGUGUAAAAUGAACAGUGAAACUUUUAACUGUUAGAAUGAGAAAAAGUGUAAAUCUGUAUGUGUAUAUGUAUAUGCUGCUUUACAAUGGUUUAUAGUUAUAUAAAGUGAACAUUGAAGAGUUUAACUAUUACACAUGGAGAAGGCGAGAGAGACGGCUAUAAAAAUCAUAGGAUUGAGUUCUGAUGAAAGUUUCAGGGGCAGUUCUCCUGGAAGUUUUUCAGAAACAGAACCAUCUAACUUGACACAGAAAUCAGAUCUGCAGAAUGCUCUUUCAGAGAGAGAUUCCAGUGCCUUAGGUUCAGACAACGAUUUGCUUCAGGCAAAAAAUGAGAGAAGUAAAAGAAAACCCAUUAGUAAGAAAAUAAGGUCACCCAUACCUCCAAGACCAAAGCCAGUAGAGAAACCGCCGACCCCUGAACCCGAACCCGUGACAGACGUAGAAGAAUGGAGUCCGGAGCCCCCGAGUAGGGAGGCGACCUUGACCCCUGUUGAAGAUGAAGUCUACACACCAAGCAUCUCAAUGCCCGAUCUUCCAGAAUUUGAACUGGCAAAGAAGGAAGCUCAGAGGAAGAAAUCUAUGAAGUUCCUUGUUGAAGCUCCACCAGAGUUGAAGGAACAACCAAAGAAAAGGAAAUCACCACCAAAAGUCAGACGAAUACCAAAGAUUCAAUACAACAGAAAGAGUCGGCCAGCUGAAGCACCAGUUACCAGUGACAAGUUACAGGAGAUACAGGACCCACUAGACUUCCUGGCCAAAUACUGCAUCAUUAAUCCUAACAGACUUCCAUUCUACAAGCUGAUCUUUGAGGCUGUAAUUGCUGACCAAUCUCCACGAUACAUACACGAAAAAUCAUCAACCAAAUUGUCUGAACACGAGAAGAAACUAAUGAAAGAUAUUGCUGUUCUGACUCACGGCCAUUCAGAUAAAAUUGGACUGAGUCCACCUGAAAUCUACCUGGAGAAAAUCUGCUACACUCUUGAGAUGAUCUACACCAAGAUGGAGUCUUUGAGCCUUGACCUUCAGGAUAUUGAUGAUCGAAGAUUAAAUGCGAUGGCAGUCGCUGCACGGAAAAUGUUUCCAGGAAUCACAGCACGCGAUUAUUCACCUCCCAGAAAGAAAAAGGGAAGAAAAGGAAAGAAGAAGAGAGCUGACCGUGAGAAAUCUCCAUCAUGUUCCCACGUGAGAGGGAUAAUCACGAACGACAUUGUCAUAGAGAGACUCACAGACGAUAUGAUAGCACUGCUCAGUAAGGAGACAGAAAUUCGACAGCUGAACUUGGAGAGAGAGAGAACCCUGGAGAAAAUUAGUGAUUUAAAAGGAAGACUGAACGACUUACAGGGUGAGAAGAUUCUGGCGGAUGCUCUCAGUGCCAGGUGUUACUUUGAAGACCAGAAGGACAACGAGAAACCGCACCAGUUCCGUCGACAGCAGAGUCAGCUCUACAACACGCUCAGACCAGACCCGGAUUUUGAGAUGAAUCUUGAUGAGUUAGAAGAUGCACUACAACAAAUCAACAACCAUCUACUCACAGACCAAGAGUUCAAAUUCCUCUAUUUUAUUCUCGAUCUCCCAGGAAGAAGGAGAAUAAAUUUCAGACUCUUCUCCGUUAUCGCAGCCUUGUCAGAGAAAGUCACACAGCUUGAUCCAGUGAUACGGAAGCUUAUCAACAAGUUUGACUACAAUGCGCUCAAUGUAAAGAUGGACAAAUGCAAGGAGCUGUUCAGUCUGUUGAUUGAUGAUGAGUUAUCUACCCCUCGUGGUGGCGCCUCGGCUACAAGCCUGGCUCUGGAGCUUACUGCAGGUGGACUCAAACCAGAACAUGUUAGCUAUGUUCUCAGCAAAUUCAACCGAGAAGGAAAAGGAGUGUUUGACUUCAUGGAUUUUGUCACCUACAUCCCACUGUUUAUAGAGAUCCACCAGCGAAUUGUGAAGGACCCUCUUUGUGAAGACAAAGACCUUUAGAAAACUGCCACUAUAAUUAUAAAACAGUCAAAUCCACUUAAUUGCAUACAUGUAGCUCUGGUGCAUGCCAAAAUUAUGCAAAUAACCAACAUCCAGUACUUAUCUGCAUACAGAGCAUCAGUGUGUGUAGGAUAUGGGUGGGUACAUUUCAUUUCAUUUCAACUUAUUUUUGUGCUUAUAUCCAAUUAAGGUUCAAGCAUGCUGUCCUGGGCACACAAACCUCGGAUAUCUGGGCUUUCUGUUAAGGACAGUCGGUUAGUUGUUAAUGGUUAGUGAGAGAAAAGAGCGUUUAGUGGUCUUACACCUACCCAUUGAGUCAUUAAAACUUGUUCUAGAUUGGAGCCGGUACCGGGCUGCAAACCCAGUACCUACCAGCCUUAUGUCCGAUGGUGUAACCACGAUUACCACCGAGGCCGGUGGGUGGAUACAUAAGAGAACCUUAGUGUAUCAAUGUCAAGGACAGUGCCUUACAAUGUUAGUAUUGGUUGUUAUUUAUACCUCAGUCCAUUGUUCAACCAAUGAGAUAUCUAUUGUAUACACGUAUGUAAUACGCAAAUGUUGAAUUUAGUAAUUUAGUAAUACUAAUUCACAAGAAGUCAUACUAAGACGUAAUCUCAUAUUUGCUCAAAGUGUGAUACUCAUCACAGACAAGUUUGUAUUGGAGGUGGAGAAAUAAAGUAAAACUGAUAAAUAAUGAUUAAUAUAUGGAUUUCAAAUAGAUGAAGAAAUAAAUAAAGUUUGUUUUGUUUAACGAAACCACUAGAGCACAUUGAUUAAUUAAUCAUCAG